Molecule: messenger RNA, 960 nt
Organism: Diatraea saccharalis (sugarcane borer)
Lineage: Eukaryota; Metazoa; Arthropoda; Insecta; Lepidoptera; Crambidae
Source: the annotation of a GenBank genome assembly
AUGCUCUACAGAUCUGCUGUUACCAACUGGGUCGUGCAUACUUUAAGUUAUCACGGGCCCUCUGUAUCAAUAUACCACCGACAGUUGCAGUUUGAGGAUAAACAGCACGAGGUCAGCAUGACAGCGUUGCGGCUAGUGCAGCGUAUGAAGAGGGACUCCAUACACUCCGGUCGCAGGCCAUCCGGCAUCUGCGGCGCUGCUUUACUCAUAGCGGCUCGCUUGCACAAUUUCUCACGAACUCCUGGUGACGUGGUGCGCAUAGUGAAAGUACACGAGUCCACCAUCCGCAAACGUUUACUGGAGUUUGGCGAGACACCAUCUAGCGCGCUCACACUUGACGAGUUUAUGACUGUGGACUUGGAGGAGGAACAAGAUCCACCCGCCUUCAGGGCCGCCAGGAAGAGAGACAAGGAGAGGCUACAGAAGUUAAUGGAAGAAGAAGACGGCGAGAAGGAACUGACGGACCUCCAGAAAGAGAUAGACGCUCAGUUAGAGAAGGAUAAUUCAAGACGCAAGAAGGUGGGGACAGCAGCUAGCACUGUUAUCGCCAAAAUUUGCACUUCUGAAAAGUCUACAGAUGAAUUGGAGGGUCAGAGUGAAGAGAUGGAAGCGUCACGGUUCGCUGCAGAGGACACGCUCGCGUUACUGGGGGAGAUCGCGAGUGAGACUCAUGAGCAACCUCAACACGUACACAAACAGAACAUAGAGAAGGGAUUGGGUCCAGAGUUGGCCGUGCUAGGUCUAGGAGUGGGUACCAGUAGUAGUGCAGGCGGUGGUGGUAGUGGCACCGGGAAAUGGUGUAAAGACCUAGGCAGCGAGGAACUGUGGCUGACACCGCCCGAGGAGGAAUACAUAUCCACACUUAUCAUGAGCGAGGAGGAGGCUAAACACAAGACGAUUCUGUGGAACAAGAUCAACGCGAGGUUCCUCCACGAACAGACAAGAGGAGUUGCGUGCUAA